UGAUUGCUCCGAAAUUAACGAAGAGAUUUAAAUAUCCAUAGCGUUGAGAAAAGGCUUGAAAAUAAUUUCUUUCUCAGCAGACGGACGACCCUCAGUUUCAUGGAAUCAGUUUUUCCUUGGCUUUUAAAAUACUCAGGAUUUUUUGGUACGUGACGAUAACUGGGGUUAUUCUGCCAUUCUGUUUGUACCGGAAGAUCAAGAGAGCGGCCUGUUUCGGGUGCCGAUCCAUUAUGAAGCCACAGACGAAGAGAAGUUUGUGCCUGGGAAGUUUCCUUGUGAUUGUCACAGUCGUGGUUCUGUACUCGUACUGUAAUGGAAAUUCUGUCUGCUACACGUUUCCCUUCCUAAGUGGACUGGACCGAGACAGGCUAGGUACCAAAUCACAAGCAGAAGUGGUAGUCGCUUCCGUUAUCGUGCAGACAAAGCGACCGUUGGAAAUGACAACACCUCUGAAAAAACAGAAAGGGUCAAUUUAUGAGACCUCAAGAAUACUUGGUGAUCUUCAUACGAAAAAUAAAAAAGAAGAAGAUGAUGGAAAGACUGUUAACGUUACUGUUGAAAAAGUUGAAAAAGUUGAAAAACUCCAUUUUUACCAGAACAGAACUAUUCAUCACACACAUUUGAUGACUGGAGUGGAGGAACAACAUAAUGAUACACGCGCAGAGAAGACGCAUGAUUUCAAAAAACACGUCUUGCCUCCUUCUGACAUAGUUGGAAAGAUCGCAGAAGAAAUUUUACGAAAAGCUAACGUAUCCGAAGAAGAAGCUAACAGGGAACUUAUGCGCGCCGAAAAAGUCGACGAAUAUGUCGACAGGGAGAGAGAACAAAGUAGGAGAAUGAAACAACACGAACAUUCUCUUCUGGAAAAGUUGAAAGAGUCAAGAAGUACUGGAGGAAAAAGCAAAGAGAAGACACUGGUACGAGUUGAAAGAGUAGACCUGACUGAUGAGGAGGAAGAGGAUGAAGUUCCAGCACAGGAAAAACCUGUCAAACAUGACAAACCUGUCAAACAAGAAGAACAUGUCAAUAAAGAAAAGCCUGUUGAAGCUUCUUACGAGGCGCGGUUUCAGAAAAGAGCUGCGUCAAGUAAUACAGGGAUUAAAAGGUUUACAGUAGAGAAAAAGAGCAACAAAACUUUGAUGAGCGAGAAUAAAAAAUCAUCGUACGAAAGAAGAUUUGGUAAAACAAAUAAGAUAAAUAACACAUUGAAUAAUACGUCUGCUGUAAAAAAAGGUGACACCGUUCCCGAUUCCAAAAGCAACGAAACGACGGAAACUAUUACGAUCACGCCCCCACCAUUCUUUGCCAAGUUUUUGAAAAUUACCGAAAAGGAACGAGAAAUGAUGGAUUUUCUUCAUAAUUACACCGAAAGUAACGGAACGCUUUUUGGACGGGUGUUAAAUAUUACUCAAGAGAGGAAUGGUACCAAGAAUAAGGAGCUCGAUAUGGUGCAGGUGCGCGCUGAUGCAGCUCAUUUGCGUGAAAAAAGAGACGAUAAAGAAGGCAAUUUUCGUGAUACCCUUAAACCCUUGAUAGAUAAAUUGUUUGGAUCAAAUAAUGGCACUAAAGAUUUAAAAGAAUCAUUCAACUUGAGCGACAUUCUUGGAAAACUAACCAGUGGCAGGGCUAGUCAAAAUUUUCCUGCGACAGAUAACAAGCAAACUUCAUCGCUGGAUAGCAGGGCUCUUCUGGUGAAAUUUCUGCAACAAGGUGACCGUAGCAGAUCAGGCACACCUAAAAAUGACACUUCUGCUCAUACAGAUGAUGCUUACAUUAAAGUCAUUGGAACGAAGUUAGAAAGCGACACAAGUGAGCAACAGUCUCGACUAAAUCUAAAGAAAACCCUUUUAGAACUGGCAAAUCAUAUUGACCUAACAAGGCAAGAUAAUGAUUCGAGGACGACCAGUACAGAAAUUCAGGAAAAGAAGUCCGAUCUAACGAUCUUGUCGCUCCUAUUAAACCAAAGCACGUGGGAAGAUCUUCGCGAUUUUAACUUGAGCCGUGCUUUGAAAGAAAUCACUGGCAGUUCUUUGAAAGUAAAGCGACAUGAAAAACUCGAGGAUCUGGGGUCUGGUCAGACCCAUGCUCGUGUAAAGAUUAUACGACCAGAAGCAGAUAAACUAGCGGGGACUCGCAGACCGGAGUUGGUUUUCAAUGCAGUUAGAAAACCCAGCAACUUGUCAAAGAGCGAGGAAGGUCUCACGUCUUCGAAAUAUCUCACAAAUGCAACAAGCAUUGAAAAGCACGCAUCGGUUUCGAGUGGAUCUGGCUCAGGGGAGCUUGGGGAUGGGGGAUAUAGAAGCGUCGACUUUGAGAGCCAAAACAGUAAAACCUUGAGGGCAGUGGAGAAAUCUGAGACGAACAAACAAUCGAAACAUGGCUCUAAUGGACUUUUGAAGUUCGGUGCAAUCAGAUGCGAUGCCCUGGAUCCAAAACUGUUGUUGUAUAAUCGUAUUUUCAAGACAGGAAGUUCAACCACAGAAUUCAUAAUUACGAACUCGAGUUCAAGAAUGCAUUAUCACUAUAAAAUAGGAACGACAGAAGACUGGUAUGAUAAACCCAAGUCCCACCCAUAUCCUGGACUUAUCAUUAGAAAAGCCAACAACCUGAAGAAAUACCCGCGCAUGGCAUUUGUGGCGCAUUUUUACUUUCGAAGAAAGUUAAACUUACCGCAGGCUCAUACGUACAUCAAUCAAGUACGGGAUCCUGUUAGACGGCUAGUGUCUCACUAUCACUAUAUGAGAAGCAACUUGCGGCCUGCCUAUAGAAUUAAAGAAUUUCGCGCUUCUGGGGAACAGGGCGAAUCUUUAGAGAAAUGCUUCAGAUUGCAACAUAAAGGAUGUCAAAAUAACGUCAUGACGAGAUUUUUCUGCGGGAAACAUUCCUACUGCCGCAGAGGAAAUGGAAGGGCUCUUCGUAAGGCUAUGGGUAACAUCAAACGAUAUUAUGCCGCGGUAGGUUUACUUGAAAAUUAUGACGUUUAUCUUCAAAUACUGAAUAAGCGUCUACCGAAGUUUUUCCCGAAAAUCUCCCGCAAGGAUAUCGGUAAAUUUAAGUACAAUUCUGAAUAUAGAUUUGACGAUAUAUCUAAAGAUCUUAUCAGAGACAUCACCAGAGCCAACUGGGCAGAUGUGAAGUUGUAUCAUUUUCUGAAGACACGUUUUUGGCAGCAAGCGAAGGUUUGUGGAAUUACGACGAAACUAAACCAAGAACAAGUAUAUUAGCGGGAAGUCUUUGGUGUUGGUAAAAAUCGGAAGCAAUCGGAAACCGAUACCAAUUUUGCAUCGCGCUCGGAAAUAAAUGACAUCGCUUGUUCUUCGUUUUUUCCCCCCUGUACAUAGAAAGAGCUGCUUCAAAGUAAGCCAUAAACAAUUGGAACAUAUUUUUGUAUUAACACUAGAUUUUUUGAAAACAGCCGAGACUGGAUAGCGUCUUACUAAAUUGGAUGAGUUAUCCAAUGAACGUAAAGGAGUAUUGUAAAAAGGGAAAAUAAAAAGUUACUUGUA
Messenger RNA from Stylophora pistillata, 3506 nucleotides. RefSeq lists its product as uncharacterized. Gene Ontology annotation, molecular function: sulfotransferase activity. The record is from RefSeq and is a predicted model, not a curated record. Lineage: Eukaryota; Metazoa; Cnidaria; Anthozoa; Scleractinia; Pocilloporidae. Gene Ontology annotation, cellular component: membrane.